This is a messenger RNA of Diachasmimorpha longicaudata, 958 nucleotides long. It is a transcript of the gene mRpL9, whose product is annotated as large ribosomal subunit protein bL9m. Gene Ontology annotation, cellular component: ribosome; mitochondrion. Lineage: Eukaryota; Metazoa; Arthropoda; Insecta; Hymenoptera; Braconidae. The record is from RefSeq and is a predicted model, not a curated record. Gene Ontology annotation, molecular function: structural constituent of ribosome. Bases 83 to 913 code for a protein of 276 amino acids. The transcript has 2 exons. Gene Ontology annotation, biological process: translation.
AAGGCAGAGGGGACAAUCGAGGGGUGUAACAUAACCUAUCUUUUGAGGAAUUGUUGUUGGAAUUGUUUAUUCAAUUGGGGAAAUGAAUUUUGUAAAUAUGUCGGCACAGUGUGUGAGGAAGAGUAUUAGUCAGCUACUGCAGGUCAAUUCUGGUGUUGUAGUGCAACAAACUAGGAAUACAUUCGUCUUGAAGCGAAGAAAUCCACCUCCACUGUAUCGAAAAGGAAGCAAACCUCCAAACAUGCGAAGUCGUCACUUCAUCUACGACUUAAUCGAGGACACAGACAUAAGGAAACGCCCCCUCUUGAACCUCAUCCUGACACAAUAUGUGGCUGGUCUAGGAUCUGCUGGUACAAAAAUUACAAUGUCGCCGAUGAGAGCGUACAAGGAACUACUCCUACCAGGACUAGCUGUCUAUGACACCCCGCAAAACGUUGAGAAAUAUGCGGUCAAGACAGAAGACUUGACAGAACCCAGUUCUCCCUUUGUCCCACGAACGAUAAAUUUUAUGCGCCACAUAAUCCUGAGCAUCAAAAUGUCCAACGACACACCCUGGACCCUCGAGCCCUGGCACGUUAGGUCAGCCUUCAGACUAGCUGGCAUUCACAUGAACGAAGACUGCAUCACUAUGCCCAAUCACGUGAUCAGUGGACCGAAUCACGAUAUUGAGAACAGGGAGUUUUACGUCACUAUUACUGUUAAUAAAAGGGAGCAAACACCUGUCAGGUGCAGGAUACAUCAUCACGCUAAUAAUGUGAAUGAUCAAAAGUCGAUUCCUGUGAAUCACAACUUCUGGAAGGAAAUGGCGGAGCCGAUCUUCCCGGAGGACAAGGCUGUUCUUGAUCAGCUGCCCAUUCCUUAUUUGGUAGAGAAGGAAAGGGCUAACGAAAUAAGUAGUAAUGGAGCUGUUUGAGUUGUAUUCUGGUGAGAUCUGUAAUAAACUGUUUAUAAAAUAUUA